AGCAUCGAUGCAGUCAUCAUCAUCAGCCGGAAGACGUCCCCUGCUGGAGAAAGGCCUCCCCCUUAGCUCUCCACAUCGAAUGACAAGUUGCCACUUGCAUCCAUUGGCUCCCCGCGACUCUGACGAUGUCGUCGGUCCACCUAGUGGGAGGCGUGCCCACACUGCGUUUUCCGGUCCUUGGUCGCCACUCUAGCACUUUUC
This is a messenger RNA of Spodoptera exigua (beet armyworm), 201 nucleotides long. Lineage: Eukaryota; Metazoa; Arthropoda; Insecta; Lepidoptera; Noctuidae. The record is from the annotation of a GenBank genome assembly.